Molecule: messenger RNA, 1716 nt
Organism: Botrytis porri
Lineage: Eukaryota; Fungi; Ascomycota; Leotiomycetes; Helotiales; Sclerotiniaceae
Exons: 1
Coding region: 1-1716 (571 amino acids)
Source: RefSeq, a predicted model, not a curated record
AUGGCCUCCAACAGCGAUUGUCCCUUUUUGGAUAAGGUCCCUUUCGAAGUCAGGAAUCAGAUCUACAGAGAACUACUAUUCAACAAGAUUCUGGGCAGUGCAAAUUCUGUAUCCAGAAGUGAGAGCUAUGGAGCUGAUACAAAAUACGGCUUAUGCCCACAAAUAUUGAGAGUCUGCCAUCAAAUGUACGUCGGAGCCUUGGAUGUUCUAUACAAAGAAAAUACCUUCUACAUCGCAUGCUUUCGGGUAGAUAAUCGCCUUUCUAUGGAUAUGAAUAUAGGAAGUGAUGAUGAAAAUCAGACGGCCAUAAUAAACGUCGAAGGACCUCUUGUGGAGUUAUGUCCUCUUACGAGAUACCAGAACAAUCAAAGCAGGAUGCCAUUUCCAAUCCCAAAUCUUGGUAAUUACUCUACUGUGUCGAGAGUUCGCAAGUGGCGUGUGGUAGUCAGUAGACUUGCACCUGCUGGUGGCAGUUGGGAACCGAUAUGGAGUUUACGUGACUUUUGCGAAGUUAUCUCUCAAGAUCCUCCGAUAUUCUUGGAACUAUUGAUUUUGUCUUGCGGAUUGGACUAUGGUCGGAACAACAAUUAUUCUUUCGACAGCUACGAACAGAUUUUGAGGCCCUUGAGAAUCCUUCGCAAUUUGCAGACUUGUGCAAUCAAAGAAGCUUGCGCAACUGAUGUUCCUGACAUUAUUCAACUCGCUGAAGAUGGAUUAGUGAAGAAAUUUACAGAGGAAGAUCAAGCUCUAGCAGACUGGGAACUUCCUACCGACUUGAAGAUGGAGAUAGAAACACUUACGACCAGUCAAAAACCUCUAGAUGUCCGCCACAUGAUGCACAAAAACCUCGUGGCCUACGCGCGAGCCUUCGAGCGAUAUCAACCUUACAAAAUGCAAAUGGGCCUAAGACGAGAGGAUAUCACACGAAUUGACUCUAGAUGUCUCGAGUAUGCCGAGUUUCUCGACACAGGUUCUUUCAAUCCUUUUAUCGAGCCAACCCUUCAUCCACUUGAGUUCGAACUUCGCAACUGUCAAGACGCUGUCAUGAAUUCAGGCGAAGACGAAUGGACAUUCAAAGAGCAUCGCAAGCACGCCCUAACAUAUCUCGAGCGACAAUGGAAUCAAAUCAUGAAUGCAAACCAUAGACUCACAACCUUUAUAAAGAAAGAAAAAGUUCCCGGCGGCAUAUUCGACGCUAUGGAGAGAAAGAAAGAAAAAUCAGGGUUCUCAAACAAUACAUGGGAAAUGCGCGAUCCAGACAGAGAACAGAAGAUCUGUCUCGCAUUAGUAUAUCUGAAACGCUACGCCAAAUCUUUCACGAGACACACAACCUCUGCAAUCGAAGCCCAGAUCCACUCGCAACGCCAUCUCUACAACAGCCAUUACAAGAACCUCCCCCGCGAUCGUCUAAUCAAACAUCUCAUGACCGACCACCACGUCGGCAAAAUCCGUCACUUCAUCACAAAGUUUAGCACCGCCGUCGAUAUGUGCGAUCAACAAUAUCUCGAAAUCCUGACAGCACGAAAAGCCCUCUUCGAUUACGACGGCUUGGGAAAAUACGAAUGCGGAGAGUUUAAUCUGCAUAAGGGAUUAUCGGUCGAAAUGAUUGAUUGGAGUGUUAAUGAGCGGGAUUUGACGCCCGAGCAAUCGUUGGAGUCGGAUGAUUAUUAUGGCGAGGAUAGUGAUAAUGAGAGUGAUUGGUUUAAUUAUUUUUGA